AUGGGCCCCUGUACCGCCUCCUCAUGCUGCUGCCAGGCCCGUAAUCUGCCAUGGGCCCCCGUACCGACUCCUCAUGCUGCUGUCAGGCCCGUAAUCUGUCAUGGGCCCCUGUACCGCCUCCUCAUGCUGCUGCCAGGUCCAGAGUGUGUCAUGGGUCCCUGUACGGCCUCCCAUUGCUGCUGUCUCCAUCGCCACACUCUGCCAUGUGCCACUUUCAGGUCUCCUCACACUGCUGGUGGGUUCCAUUUUGUCAUAGGGUGCUGUAUGGCCUCCCAUUGCUGCUGCCUCCACCGCCACACUGUGGCUCCACUCUCUGGUUUUGGCCCCGUGACUGCCCAAAUGAGUCAAGUGUGCGGUGAUUCUAAGAUCGACGGCACUCAUCUGCAUGUCAUACUGACUGACAGUAUUAUUUCUCUUCCCCAGCAGACUCCAAGGGCAUUUAAAUUAAAGGUACAGUGUUCUGCACUAAUAUAA
Molecule: messenger RNA, 474 nt
Organism: Staurois parvus
Lineage: Eukaryota; Metazoa; Chordata; Amphibia; Anura; Ranidae
Source: the annotation of a GenBank genome assembly